This is a messenger RNA of Trichoderma citrinoviride, 2046 nucleotides long. RefSeq names its product ankyrin. The transcript is spliced from 2 exons. Lineage: Eukaryota; Fungi; Ascomycota; Sordariomycetes; Hypocreales; Hypocreaceae. Bases 1 to 2046 code for a protein of 681 amino acids. The record is from RefSeq and is a predicted model, not a curated record. Gene Ontology annotation, molecular function: protein binding.
AUGCUUGGGCUGUUCAGCGAUGCCGAAGAAUCCAAAAUGCUUAAAUGGUGUCCAUACAUGGACAAGCAUCAGGACAUCCUCAACUUCCUCCUGACAAGUAAGCAGAGCUACGCCCUCUACAGCGAGACUCUCCAUCGACACAAUGUCCGAUAUGGAGGAUGCUCGGUCCUAGCAUGGGCCGCGAGGGCAAAGAACAUGGCCUUGGCCAUCAAGACCCUCGAGACUCCCAAUGUCGAGAAGUAUGCCCCCAAGGAGCUGUGGGCUAACGUGCUCCAGCUUGCGGUAAGCAACGGCAACCUGGACCUGGUGAGGUUGCUGUUCGAGUUGAAGACGGUCCAGACGAGCAUCAAGCUAGCGUCCGAUAACAAGCUUGUCACAGGUUUGGAUCUGCCGACCACCUCCGACCUUGAUACACAGUUCUUGAGGCCUAUGUCUGACGCCGCAGACAAAGGCCUGCAAGAGAUUGUAGAUCUCUAUCUCUCCCACGGAGCCAGCAUGCAUCUGUUCGACUUCACGGGAUGGACGCCUCUGCACUAUGCCGUCUCCUCGAACACAUUGGACCUUGCCAGACACUUGCUGGACAACCACGGAGCCAACCCCAACGGCCCUCCCAGCAAAUCUCCCAUCGUGACCGCAGCUCGCAACGGCCACCCGAGAAUGGUGGAGCUGCUGCUCUCUCGCGGCGCUGACCCCAACAUCAAUGUGAACGGUACCCCUUUCAGCCGUGCCCUCAUGGAUGCGGUCGUUGAGGGCAGCGGAGACGUGGUAAAGGUACUGCUCAACGACGACCGCGUCGACCCCAAUGCUCGCAACGCUUCAGGUAAGACGGCCUUGGAAUGGGCGAUAACCUUUGGCAGGGAUGACAUGUUGCAGCUUCUUCUCAAGGAUGGCCGGGCCGACCCGACGCUGGGAAACAACGUGAACAGGACUGCCCUGGACUUGAUCAUCGAGCACAGCAGAGUGGAAAUGGCACGCAUGAUUCUUGCAGAUGGCCGCGUCGACCCCAAUGCAAGGACACUUAACAGCGAGACUGCCUUGGAGAACGCCGUACGGAGCGCCAGUCAUGCCAUUGUUCGCCUUCUCCUUGCCGAUGACCGGGUCGACCCCAACAGCACCACACUGGAUGGCAUGACUCCCUUCCUCUUCGCUGCCGAUUCGGGCAGUGACAGCUGUCUCCAGAUCCUCCUGGCCGACAAGAGGGUCAACCUCUAUGCGAGGAACAAUGCCGGCGCCAACGCCUGGACGAUUGCCUUCCGUCGGCCCGGGAAUCGCAACCCCAGGGUGCUGCUUGAGAGCGGCGUCAUGGGCCCAAACGCAGUCGACGGCAACCUCAAGUCGCCCGUCAUGUUUGCCGCGUGUUUGCCAUCAACUAUGCUACUGAGUACGUUCAUAGGAGACGAGAGGGUGGACCUGAACAUGGCUGAUAUAAACGACCACACAGCCCUGAUGCUAGCAGUCCGGCACGACAGACCCGGGAGCGUUGCUCUCUUGCUCGACUCGGGCCGCGUCGAUGUCAACCUGCAAAGCAAGAACGGCGAGACGGCCCUCAUGAUGGCCGUCAGCUUCGGCAGAGUUGAUAUCGCCCGGCUUCUGCUCGCUUCGCCGUGCAUCGACGUCAACCUGGGAGACUGCAACGGGAUGACGGCACUGGCUAUGGCCUACGCCAUGACAAGCCUCCAGCUGGUGGAGAUGAUUCUCGACACAGGUAGGGUAGAGUUUGGAAAAGCCGUACGGCCCAAGAAGAUCGAGGGGUUUGACGCCGGGCUUGUUUCGUUUAAGUCCGAGAUCGAAACAAGGGACGCGCGGUAUCUGGACGCAAUGAUCCAGAUGUACGCCAAGGCCGAUCAGCUCAACGCAAAAGACAGAGACGGACUUACCAUGCUCGAAGCAGCGGUACAGAUCAAUGAUAAGUACACUGUCGGUCUACUGCUGAGCACCGGCAAGGUGUGUGUGGCACCCAAGGCGUUGGAGUGUUGUCGAGACGACACGGUCCGACAGAUGGUGCUCGAGUAUCGCUCCAACACUAGUAACUGUGCUGGGCUUUGA